AUGUUUGGCGCCAUCAAGAACUGGUUCUCUCCCGCUCAGGAGAACGAGAACAAGUGGGAUGCCCACACUGUGCAACUCCAGCAGCCUAACAGCCCUGCUGGCCCCACCAUGAACAACGAGACUGUCACUGAACAGCCUGGCGACCGCGAGGAGAUGAGCGUUCACAUGCGUGGUGGUGGUGAGGGUGAAGAUGUUUGCUGCGGCGUGUAA
Molecule: messenger RNA, 210 nt
Organism: Penicillium canariense
Lineage: Eukaryota; Fungi; Ascomycota; Eurotiomycetes; Eurotiales; Aspergillaceae
Exons: 2
Coding region: 1-210 (69 amino acids)
Source: RefSeq, a predicted model, not a curated record